Centruroides sculpturatus (bark scorpion) is the source of this 935-nucleotide messenger RNA. RefSeq lists its product as uncharacterized. The coding region runs from base 10 to 909 and encodes 299 amino acids. The transcript is spliced from 8 exons. NCBI's taxonomy places the organism in Eukaryota, Metazoa, Arthropoda, Arachnida, Scorpiones, Buthidae. The record is from RefSeq and is a predicted model, not a curated record.
GCCACAAUCAUGUUGAGGUUGACGUGGUACACGUGGUUGUUUGUUGUUUUGGUAAACGGAAAUGAACGAAAAUUGACAAAUGAGGAAGUUCUUCAGCAAUUUGAAGAUAUUAUAAAUGAGGAAAAAUAUGUUCUUGCUCUAUUUACAAAAUCAUGCUGUCAAUGCGUUGAAUGUGUAGAAACUGAAGCACUUUUAGCAUCUACAAGUCAUCAUUUGGAAGAUUCGUACGGUGUAAAAAUUGUAAAACUAAUCGAACAUAAAGUACUUCAAGAAAGAUAUGGAAUAAAGUCUUAUCCUACAGUUUUAUAUAUAAGAGAUGGAAUUCCUCUUCUAUAUGAUGGUUCCUUGGAACUUGAUGCUCUUUUGGAAGCUAUAGAAAAGAAUCGUGAACCACUGAUCAAAUCAUUAAAUGAUGAAAGUUUUGAACAUUUGACGCAAGCUGCUACAGGUGCAACAACUGGAGAUUGGCUAGUUUUGUUUUACAAUGAUGCAUGCAAGAAAAAGAAAGAAAUGUAUCAAGUCCAAAUGGAAACUGUUGGUGUACGCUUUCAGAACAGAGUCAAUGUAGCAUUUGUUGACACGAAAGAGUCUCCUGAACUAAAAGAGAGGUUUAAAGUAACAGCUUGUCCAGUGAUCAUAUAUUUCCGUCACAGUAAAAUGUAUGCAUACAACUUUCCGGAAAUUACAGUUCCAUAUUUAGAAAAAUUCCUGGAAGGUUGGUAUAAAAAUUCCAAGAUGGAAUCUGUUCCAUUACCAAAAACACCAUUUGAUAAAUUAACAGAUUUUGCUGCAGAAUUUUUGCAGAAACAUUCCAAGCAAAUUUUGAUGUAUGCUGCAUUGGUGAUAAUUAUUGUAUUUAUGCUGAAAUUUUUUCUUUCUUUCUUCUCCAAAAAGGAAAAGAAAGAGUGAAGACUGAUGUAAAAAUUAAUAAAGAA